UCCUGCCUGCGCUUUGUUUCUGCCGGGCUCGGCGGAGAAGUUUUCGGCCGGGGUUGGAGGGGAAAACAAGUGAUUAUUUGUUAACCUGAGUGUUGUGACGGUGGUACGCGCAGGGCUUUGAGUGAGAGUCCCAGCAGCGUGAAUAGGAAGAGCACUUCUGUUCCCUCGGUUCAGCCGUGCAAAUGGGAAAUGUUUGACCGGGAGGGGGGGACGAGAGGCUUACCUGUUGUGUUAAAAUAUUUCGUAACGACAAAACAGAUUUUUAUUUUUCUUGCAAUAUUUUAUCAAGUUGGAAUGGCCACCUAGCCUGUCAGCCCAGACUUUUGUCAUACUUACGACGUAACGUAUCGUAAAGACCUAAAGGAUUGUUCUUAAUGCUUGGCAUUCGACUGUUACUGGGUGUUAUAAGGGAAAGAUGGCACAGAAUGGGAUGCGAGUGACUCUUGCUUUGAAUAUGAAUGGACUUUUUUUUGAUGAGAAAGAUUUGAGGAAAAGGGCCUGUUAUUAAUUAUUUAAAAAUAUGCUUUCUGGGCUUGUUCUGUAAACUGUUUGGCUUUAUUCCUGCAACUGGCUUUGUGUUGGCAGACCGCAGGUCCGCGGGGAUGCAGUAGGCUUAUCCGAGAGACUUGACAGCAGGAUUGGGCAUUUGUGUCCUACUUGCUUAUGGCAUAACUGGUAUCAUCAUUCUACGCAUUGGUCUUAAUUGGACAAAUCCCUACUUUGACAAUGGUUUUAUGCGUAUUUGGAAAUUCUCUGCUCCAAAAUACAUCUGUUUCAUUCUGUGGGAAAUAGUCAUGACUGUGCAAAUCUUGAAAGGUGAGAAUAUUAGCUUCAAGAUGACCUUUUGCUUUAGGGACAAUUUAACUUGCCGCUAGAGACAACAAAAAGUAAAAGCAUGCCCUGCUAGCUCACUGGCUUUACCUAAGAGAGUUGUUCAGACCAGAGGAUUUUCUAUACAGACAGUAGUAGCUAUGUUGCUCUCAGUUCUGGGGAGUCAUUCACCUGCCACCAUGACUGUAUAUUGUAUCUAAGAAUUCAAGCAGAUUUCAGAGGUCUGUCACCUCCAGCGCUUCAUAUAGACCUGUUUCCUGAGGGGCCGAAUGCAAAUCUUAAAAAGUGCACCUUCAGUGGAAGGAUGUAAUCGACUUUUCCUUGUUCCUGAUGGGCUUUAUUUUGUGCGUUCUCUGUUUUCAUGUGGAAACCUCGUAUGGAGGAGGUUACUGUUAACUUCUUCAAAAAUGCUUUUGAAGCAUUAGUUUGAUGAAUGCCUACUGGCACAGUAGUGACACAUAGCCCUUCAGCUGGGCUGUUGGAACUGUUUGUGGGGUUGGUCAGUUGGUUAGCUGCUCUGGAGCAAGGUUAAAAAUAACCAGUAGAAGUUGCUUAUACUUAGGCUGCUGAUGAAAAAGGUGUUUAUUAAACUGUUCUGACAUUAACAUAACCAUUGUUAGAUACCCCCAUCUACCUUUACAGCUCGGAGUUUCUCGGAUCAAAGGUAGCCAAAAGCUUAAAAUAAGACUUUGUUUAUAUACCCCAUCCUAAGUGCCUUUCCUCUCUCUUUGAUGAUGGCGGUGUGGUUGGUUUGGUUUGGAACUUUUUGAAGACAGAGCGCGCUGGCUUUUUUUAGAUUGUAAGAUUUCAGUGCAGGGUGUUUGUCUUCAUGUGUGUUUAUAUAGUAUCUAAAAUAGUAUGGCCAUGGUCCUAACUGGGGAUGUAUGGGUAAUGCUUUAAGAACUUGAGUGUUCAUUCCUUCCUCCGAAGUAUUUCUUAUUCUGGGCAGUUUCUCUAGUUUCAGUGUAGAAUACCUUACUUUACAGUGUCAAAUAUCCUUGAGGGUUUUUUGUUGGUUUUAUUUUCAUGUUCUUUAUUAUGCUUUACGUAUCUACUUUUUUUUUUUCCCCUUCCUCUUUUUUAAUUCUUAGGGUAAUAUUCCAGAUGUAUCCCUGAAAUCUGUGUUCAAAAGAAAGAACAAACUUUUAAAAUUUCCUUGUUAAAAUAAAAUAAAAUAAUACAAACUUUGCAGAGAUGUAUUUAAGCUUUUUUUCACUGUUGGGGUAGAUUGUGUUACGCUGGUGCAAGAGAACUUGAAAUCAAAGUUGUCUAGUUUCUUGUGCUGGAGAAAGCCAUAAUCUAAAAGAAACACUGCACAUAUAGACAGGCAAAUGAUUUUAUUUUCAAUUUUAUCCUGUUAUUAAAUUAACAUUAACUGGAAAAAUAAAAUUUUAGAAAUUAUAUUUAAGCUGCCAAAAUUCAAAGAUUCAGGUGAGAGAACCUUUGGGCAAAAUUAAUCAACAAAACCUAAGGUGAGCUCAGUAAAAUCAACUUGGGCAUUUGCAGAUCCAGAACUGGAAAGAACCAGACGUUUGGUUUCUACUUGGUCCCUCUGUUCUGCAAGUGUAACUGCAUAAAUAUGGAAUAGUAACUGACUUGUAUGUAAGGCUGUUGCUUGAUCUCAAAAUGUAUUUGUAAAAGCACGGGAGCAUUAUUUUCCCCAUUUUGCAGAUGGGAGACAGAAAUGCAGGAAUUCAGGUUUUGGGAAGUAACGUAAUGGGUCAGGGCUACACGGCAGGGAUACAGUAGUGUGUGUCAAUAGCACAGAAGACAAGAGAAAACUGGGGAAGAGGAGGAUCGGAAUGUUGUUCAGGACUCCUGUGUUCCAGCUAGUCAUGCUACUGGAGAUACAUAUAAAUCAGAGCUUCUGCUCACAUGACUCCUAUGAAUUUGGAUUUCCUUGAGACUUCCCAAAGAAACGUAGCAGGAUGUCUUUUCUCCAGAUUUUUUUUUUCUUUGUUGUCAGUACAGUGUGAGACAUUAAAAUUAACACUUAAGGCAGAGAUUGCAAUAGGUUAUGCUCACUCAGUGCUUGGACAGGAAUAUCCAAGUCUAGAAACAUUUUGGCUUACCCAAUAUUUCUAAACCAUGCCUUGGAAGAGGUUAAUAUUGUAUUUGUAUACUAAACGGGAAUGGGUGUAUUCAAAAUUGUUGACACUUAGAUUCAGGUUCUCAAAGAACACAGGUAGUAUUUAGCAGCAGCAAAUAAAGAUUUUUCUCAAUACAAAUUAGAAAAACUUGGUAAUUAAUAUUUGCAAUGUUCAAUAUUUGAGUGAAAAUUUUAACAAUGAAAUGCUUCUGUUAGAUCAAGUAACAUUAAAGUAGAAUAAAGGCAGUUUUCAGUAUUUUUUCGCUGUAUUCAUAUACUGCUGCUAUAACAAAUUAUGUCCCUUUUUAACUGAACGUCACAAAACAUAGUCUAGAAUAUUAGCUACAGCUGAAAUUAAAUUUCAGAUUAAAAAGCUCCUCCCUAAAUAUCUGUUGUCUUGAACUUUCAGAACAUGGCUAAUGAAAACGGGGGCACCCUUACUGUAAUGUUGUGUAAUUCUUCUCCCAUUAAAAUCUAUGCAAGUAGAUUGUACUUCUAACCAAGAUACACCAUAAUUGCUGAAAACAUCCUUACUGACAGCUCCACAGCAUAUUAAUGUUCUUUUUUUCCUGUAGAUCCCCCUUUAAUGAUAGUUCUUUUCCUUUUAAAUAGUAAUUUUCCUUGCUUUCAACCCUUUUUUUCUUUGUUCUUAAUGAGCACGUGACUUUUCUCCCCGGAUCUGUUUAAGACCAAGCCAUCAGAGUUUUAUGGGGACAUUAUCGUACAGUAUUAUGGUUUGCUUAGAGGUUAGCAACCUUUUAAGGGUGUUAUGCAUAAUGUUGUUAUUCUUUCAGAAUGUAGAGAUUGAGGGUACCAGUAGAAACUUGCUGAUAAUUGGGAGACGCUGCUGAUAGGAUGUAUCUUGUUUUCUUACAUGGCAAUCGUUUCUGGGUUCCAGUAAGUGAACUCAGCAAGAGCCAGGAGUUGGAGCUAGGGUGGAAAACAAAUGCCUCUCUGAAGAUGCCAUGGGUUCCAGCUCCUUGCUCUGUGCUGGCCCUGCCUGCGUGCCAUUCAAAAUCUGCACAUGUGCUAUCUUUGGAUCUGGUGCCAUAAAUUGCUAACCCAAUCUGUAGUAGUCCAUCAAAACCAGAUGGAAUAAGUAAUUUCUAACUUUGAGGAUUCAUAUAAUUUUUGGUUUAAAAAAAAAAAAAAAAAGGGAUCUGGGAAUACUAAUUAGUUACUGUUUGUUCUCUUCUUUGCCUGCUUUCCCCCUCACCCCCACACAUAGCCUUUGGUUUCUCUGGUUUUCUCUCGCUGUUCCUGCUGUUUUUUCAUCUCUUUUCUGUGUUAUUACUCGUCUUACCUUUUCUUAUAUUAGACAAGCCAACAAUUACAGAAUAAUUCUUUCGGCCGGGAACAAGCUGUGCGGUAGAAGCAGCAACCAUCACAGCAGUUGACCCAGUACAUUAUGCGCAUCUGCCUUGUAGUUUAUUACUUCUGUAUUGUCAGUGAGUUCUAGUCAAAGGUGCACCUUGGGUGAGUUCUCAAUUAGAGGCUGUGGCAUGAUGUAUAGGAGGUCGUAGUCAGAUGAAAAUACUGAUAAUAAUGUUAAUUUUGUAUCUUGAAGAUUUCUGAUAUAGAACAUAAGGCCAAAAUAUUUAAAGUGAUAUAAAUGCAUUACAGUCUGUUAUGUAUAUUAUUGUUCUUGAUGCAUAGUCUCCUGCUUCUUCCAUGGCAAUGACCAUGUAGAGCAUUUCAUAUAUCUGGAUUUUUAAUUUGAUUUUGCUCUUUGCUUUCUGUUGUGUUCAUUUUGGAUUAAAUACUACUAAAAUUUUAGAUGAAUGGAUCAAGAUAAUAUUGCCCCUAUCUCUUAGGCUGUGCUCUACUUAGUCUACUUCUCUUGGAGUAAACCUAAGUUUUUUACAUUCCUCUACAAAGAAGAAUUCCUUAAUGAACUACAGUAUUUUGAUAUAAGUCCUUUUCACUAUAUACCAAUGUUCUUACUUUUUUCGCCUCUCCUUUCCCCAAAUACUUCACCUGAGAUUUAUUUGAGAUGUCUGCUGUCUUAGCUUUGGUAUGCUUACAGAAGAGAUGUCAGGCAGUCUUGGGCUGGGCUGAGCGGUAGCCCAACAGCCCGUCUCGUGAUCCUCCUCCCCCAGUUGAGGUGUGUGUUAGGAGUGUCACCUUCAAUGUGCACAGGCAGACUGGAUGCUUCCUGGCUGCCUUAGGUUUGCUGUGCGUGUACUGGGCGGUCAUCCUGUGCCUUCACAGGUACUCAUGCUUUUCCUCAGAAACACUGGAUUUUACUCUGCACGUACAAUACGUUCAUUCUGUGCAGUUCCUGUGAGCAGUGUGGAAGGGGGUGAGAGGCCACUGUGGCUCAGCCCAGGCUGUUGCUGCCACCAGGACAUUCUGUAUAGUUCACAUUAUGCUAUUGUAUUGGGAGAGAUGGGGCAAGAGUGCUGGAUGGAGAUGGGAAAGCUGUGGUAGCAGUCUGUCUACAGGCUGCAGUUUGUGUAACCCUUGUUAGUUCAAAGUUAUUCAGCAGGCUCGUCCAUUCCAACACAAACAUCAAGCUGUUCAGAAUUAUCAACUUCAGCAGUCAGAGAAGUGCAUUUUCCUGAGGUGUCUAAUGACAUCCUCAAAUGAGCUGAGGAAAGAUUAUCCACUGGAGCUAUGGAAAAAGUUUCAGUAAUCUUUACUGUGUCCCAAUAUAGUUGGUAAGAGUUGUAACAUAUUUAAGAGUUGUUUAGAUAUUUUAUACAUAUGUAUGUAUACACACUUUAUUUCUGUUAAGUCUGGCAACAUGGCUUCAAACAAGUAACCUAUUUUCUAGCAUACAGGAUGCAGACACCCCCCCUUCCCCACACACAGUUAAAUGAGUCAGAGUGUAGUCACUUCUGCUUCUUGUCUCAUUUAAGGGACGAAUAUAUACAAUGGCAUUGGUAGGCAAUUUUCUACUGCUGUGUUUAAUUUUAUCACUUUUGUUUCUCAGGAUGUGAUCUUCAUGGUGAGCUGGUGGGAAAACUGAGUUGUAAAUCACCCCAAUGGAUGCGGACAGUGAUGUUGCAUUGGACAUUUUAAUCACAAAUGUAGUGUGUGUUUUUAGAACAAGAUGUCAUUUAAACUUGAGGAAGAUUGCAUUAGAGGGAGCAAAUGUGAUAUACAAGCGUGAUGUUGGGAAAGUAUUAAUGAAGCUUAGGAAGCCUAGGAUUACUGCCACAAUUUGGUCCUCAGGAAAAGUUAUUUGCACAGGAGCCACAAGUGAAGAAGAAGCUAAAUUUGGUGCCAGACGAUUAGCUCGUAGUCUACAGAAACUAGGUUUUCAGGUAAUUUUCACAGAUUUUAAAGUUGUGAAUGUUUUAGCAGUGUGCAACAUGCCCUUUGAGAUCAGAUUGCCAGAAUUUACGAAGAAUAACAGACCUCAUGCGAGUUAUGAACCAGAACUUCAUCCUGCCGUGUGUUACAGAAUAAAAACUCUCAGAGCUACCUUACAGAUUUUUUCCACAGGCAGUAUCACAGUUACAGGGCCAAAUGUAAAGGCUGUUGCCAGUGCUGUGGAACAGAUUUACCCGUUCGUGUUUGAAAGCAGGAAAUAAAUUUUAUAAUUCACCACUUGAUGGUUAGGUUCCCUAACCAAGCACCUUUAAAGACUGCUGCACAUUGGACUAAAAGCAAAAAGGAAAACUGGACCAACCAUAGCAGAGGAAUACAGACUCUUUUACUUGCUCAUGGCUACAGUAUAAACUCCAGUUCUUUUGGAUUUUACUCUUAACAGUGCUGUAUUGUAAAAACGGAAGUUUACAAGAUAUGAAAUUGCUGCUUUUAAAAAGACAUUCUAUUUAUUUUUGCAGUAAUUUCUGUGUAUUCAUAAGCAAAGCUGUCACGAUGUGCACUACCUUUAAAACAUUAUUUUUUUUUUCUUAGUUUGAGCUUGUGUUUUAUUUGUGAAUAGUCUUUUACAUUUUUGUAUGCUGAAUAUUGGGCACCAAAGAAGCUGUAAAAGUUAUCUUUUUCACCUGAUGAAUGUGCACAAAUAAAAGUUUGGAAAAUAUUUCUCUUCAUACCUGUUCUGUUAUAUUCCUUUCCCUUUUUCUAUUACAGUUAAAAUUGUAUAGCUGCAAAUUAAUUUGAAACAAUGUAAGAAUAGUCUUUCGCUGAUACCUUCUGUUUCUAAUUGUAGUACGUGUAAAACUUUGUGCGUGGGUUAGAUUGAAAUCUAUAGUAGUUACGUAUGUUUAUCCAAGGAUGAAAUUUGGUUUGUUCCCAGUUCUCUUAACUACAUGCCAGACUUCAAGUAUUUUCUUGCUGUUACAUGAAGAGAAGACAUUUCUAACUAUAAAGGUCUACAGCGAGUGUUUUCCUAUAGAUGAUGAGGAAAUCUUAUCAACUAAAGAAGCUACUGUAGAAAAAACAACUGCCUUGUCCACCUACUGGAUGCAAAAGGAAAAAAGUUACUAUGUGAGCUUCGUUUUUCAGGAAAGUGGUGGUGUGCUUCAACUUGAGAAGAUGGUAUGGUCAUGCUAAUCCAGCCCCAGCCUAUUGCUGAAGAAUUAACACAGACCUUUUCUACACUCUUCUUACUGUAUAAUAUUUUCAUGACAGGAGCUGCCAAAAAGCAAUGAAGCUUGAUUCUGGCGUGUAUUAUUAUUGGUAUUAAUCUUGGACUUGGAAGCCAGUAGAUGUUUCUCUCAGUAAGUGCACAUUUGAAGCAGAAGAGAGGUGAAUGCUUAAAAGUAACUGCAAAUGCUACUUUUAAAAAGAUACAAUAAAUAUGUAUAAAUGUA
This is a messenger RNA of Harpia harpyja (harpy eagle), 7647 nucleotides long. It is a transcript of the gene TBPL1, whose product is annotated as TATA-box binding protein like 1. Bases 5908 to 6459 code for a protein of 183 amino acids. Lineage: Eukaryota; Metazoa; Chordata; Aves; Accipitriformes; Accipitridae. Gene Ontology annotation, biological process: DNA-templated transcription initiation. The record is from RefSeq and is a predicted model, not a curated record. The transcript has 6 exons. Gene Ontology annotation, molecular function: general transcription initiation factor activity; DNA binding.